AGUCAGCAACACUCUCCUUCAACUUAAGAUGGCAUUGGCAGAGGCCUCGGAAGCGCGCAAGGCGCGUCUUUUGGCGUUGAAGAGACGCAAGGAUGGGGAACCUAAUGGGCAAGAAGACGUAGAGAUGGAGGACACGGUGGAGAAGAACGUGGAGGGUGUAGCUGAGAAGAUCAUUGCAGAGGAUGAGCAGAGGAGGGCUCAAGAACUCGACGUGUUCAACAUUGCGCCGAAAAGACCGAAUUGGGAUCUUAAACGUGAGACGGACAAGAAGCUGGCCAAGUUGGAGAGGAAGACGCAGGAGGCGAUACAUACGCUGAUACGUGAGUUGUUUGGCUUGGGUAUUGGUAGUGAUACUGAUGGGAUAUCGUUCGGUGCGAUGCGAGCGCAGGAGAAGGUGCAGCAGUCUGGAGACUUGUCUGAUGAGGAGGAUGAAUAGACUCGUGAGUCUGCAGCCAUGGAUUUCUCUAUGUUAUU
Molecule: messenger RNA, 474 nt
Organism: Desarmillaria tabescens
Lineage: Eukaryota; Fungi; Basidiomycota; Agaricomycetes; Agaricales; Physalacriaceae
Product: cwf18 pre-mRNA splicing factor-domain-containing protein
Exons: 4
Coding region: 29-436 (135 amino acids)
Cellular component (GO): post-mRNA release spliceosomal complex; U2-type spliceosomal complex
Source: RefSeq, a predicted model, not a curated record